This is a messenger RNA of Miniopterus natalensis, 1362 nucleotides long. RefSeq names its product keratin, type I cytoskeletal 42. Gene Ontology annotation, molecular function: structural molecule activity. Lineage: Eukaryota; Metazoa; Chordata; Mammalia; Chiroptera; Miniopteridae. Gene Ontology annotation, cellular component: cytoskeleton. The record is from RefSeq and is a predicted model, not a curated record. Gene Ontology annotation, biological process: intermediate filament organization; epithelial cell differentiation.
AUGGCUGCCACCACCAGUAGCUUCCGCCAGUUCUCAACCUCCGGCUCUCUCAAGGGCCUGUCUGUGCCCACCGGGGGAUUCUCUCGGGUGUCCACGGUCCGUGUCGGGGGCACCUGCCGAGCCCCCAGCCUCCUGGGAGCUGGAAGCCUUGGCAACAUGUCGGUCACCUCAUCUCGCUUCACAGCGGGCUUGGGGGGUGGCUACAGCGGGGGCUACACCUGCAACCUGGGUGGGGGCUAUGGCCCCAGCUAUAGUGUGUCAGACGCCCUGCUGGGGGGCGGUGAGAAGGAGACCAUGCAGAACCUCAACGACCGCCUGGCCUCCUACCUGGACAAGGUGAGGGCCCUGGAGGAGGCCAACGCAGACCUGGAGGUGAAGAUCCGAGACUGGUACAAGAAGCAGGGCCCCGAGCCUGCCCGGGACUAUAGCCACUAUUUCAAGACCAUCGAGGACCUGAGGAACAAGAUCCUGGCGGCCACCAUCGACAAUGCGAGCUUGGUGCUGCAGAUUGACAAUGCCCGCCUGGCAGCCGACGACUUCCGCAGCAAGUAUGAGACGGAGCUGAACCUGCGCAUGAGUGUGGAGGCCGACACCAACGGCCUGCGCCGGGUGCUGGACGAGCUGACCCUGGCCAGAGCUGACCUGGAGAUGCAGAUCGAGAACCUGAAGGAGGAGCUGGCCUACCUCCGGAAGAACCAUGAGGAGGAAAUGAAUGCUCUGCGAGGCCAGGUGGGUGGGGAUGUCAGCGUGGAGAUGGACGCUGCCCCUGGCGUGGACCUGAGCCGCAUCCUGAACGAGAUGCGUGACCAGUAUGAGAAGAUAGCAGAGAAGAACCGCAAGGACGCUGAGGACUGGUUCUUCACCAAGACGGAGGAGCUGAACCGCGAGGUGGCCACCAACACCGAGGCCCUGCAGAGCCACAGGACCGAGAUCACUGAGCUCCGCCGCUCAGUGCAGAACCUGGAGAUUGAGCUGCAGUCCCAGCUCAGCAUGAAAGCGUCGUUGGAGGGCAGCCUUGCGGAGACCGAGGCGCGCUACGGGGCCCAGCUGGCCCAGCUGCAGGGGCUCAUCGGCAGCAUCGAGCAGCAGCUGGGUGAGCUCCGCUGUGACAUGGAGCGUCAGAACCAGGAGUACCAGGUGCUGCUGGACGUGAAGACGCGGCUGGAGCAGGAGAUCGCCACCUACCGCCGCCUGCUGGAGGGCGAGGAUGCCCACCUGGCCACCCAGUACUCCUCAUUUCUGGCCUCACAGCCCACUCGAGAAGCCUCUGUGACCAGCCGCCAGGUGCGCACCAUUGUGGAGGAAGUCCAGGAUGGCAAGGUGGUAGCCUCCCGGGAGCAGGUCCACCGCUCUACCCACUGA